AUGUUCAGCCACAAGGUGCUCCUCAUCGGUGCCUUGGCUUGCGCCAGGGCGACAGUACACGAGAUCACUACGACAUCAAUCGCAAGUGUCUUUCUACCAAAUGCCGACCAAUUCGCGUAUGGUGCCAUGGGCUCAAUUGUUUCCGCCGACGUUAAUAAGACGGCUGUUGUUCUUGGGUGCCCAUCGCAUUCAAACACGGACUUUUGUCAAUACAUGUACGAUGACACUGUCACAUAUGGUCCUACAACAUUCAGCUACGAUGCACCGCUCUCCACAACGGAAUGGCCUAGCUCAGGUUCAACACACGUGGCGUCCUACAACCGAGCAUGCUCGCUUGAUCCAGAAGCUGAUAUUGCCUACUGCACAGAGGAAAGGAUCUCAGGCUUCCCUGAAGAGGCGCAAUCAACACGCUACACACUGACGACUUCAAACUUUGGCGACCUACGCACGAACGUAACCGUUACAGCUGGCUUCGAGAAGCUCGAGCCAUCCUCGGCCACUUCCCGCCAAACGCCAAUCUAUCCUAGGAUAACUAGUAUCGACGACUAG
Clonostachys byssicola is the source of this 549-nucleotide messenger RNA. NCBI's taxonomy places the organism in Eukaryota, Fungi, Ascomycota, Sordariomycetes, Hypocreales, Bionectriaceae. The record is from the annotation of a GenBank genome assembly.